Nicrophorus vespilloides is the source of this 575-nucleotide messenger RNA. Its product is annotated as ovomucoid-like. NCBI's taxonomy places the organism in Eukaryota, Metazoa, Arthropoda, Insecta, Coleoptera, Silphidae. Bases 20 to 517 code for a protein of 165 amino acids. The record is from RefSeq and is a predicted model, not a curated record. The transcript has a single exon. Gene Ontology annotation, molecular function: protein binding.
GUAAAUUCACUCAAGCAUCAUGAAGACUAUCGCAGUUCUCCUCACCGUUGUCGCCGCCGCCGCCGCUGUCGCCCUUGGGCCUUGCGCCUGUACCUUCGAUUACAGGCCAGUCUGUGGAUCUAAUGGUCGUACCUAUGGAAAUUUGUGCGUCUUGAAGUGCGAACAGCGCACAGAUUCAGCCCUCACUUUGGCCUACCAUGGAGAAUGCAAAACUGUAGUCGAAAAGAGAUCCGCAGAACCAUGCAGCUGUACCAGGGAAUACAGUCCAGUUUGCGGAAGCGACGCAGUCACAUACGACAAUUUGUGCCUGUUGAAAUGCGCCCGUGAAAGCGACGCCUCUGUAUUCUUGCUGUACGAAGGUGCUUGCAAGAAGAAUCAGAAACCAGUGGAAAUCUGCACUUUGGAGUACUUCCCAAUCUGCGGCUCCGACGGAAUCACCUAUGGUAACAAAUGCGGUUUUGACAUAGCCAGGCGCACCAAGAAAGACCUCUACAUCGUCAAAUACGGAGAAUGUUAAAUUGUUUAACCCAAAUGUAAUUUUAACUUGAAUAAAAAAAAAUUAGUACACACAUUAA